AUGGAUCAAAUUUGGAUUUACACAAAAACCGACUAUGUUGAAAAAACACCAUCUAGAAUGGAUGGUGUUUCUCUUGAAGAAGAAAGGCAUAUAAGAUCCAGAGCUACAAGUUUUAUCCUUAAUUUAAUUGCAAGUGUUUGUGUCUUUUUGGCUUGUAAAGCAAGUGAAUCCGAAUCAAUUAGAAAGAUGUUGGAUGUAGCAAUAUCAUCUACAAGGGAAUAUGAUUACUGGAGAGGGAUGAUAAAAUUAAUGGAGCCUUUAGUUGCAUCCACUCUUUGUUUUGAUUUUAAUGUCAACCAUCCAUAUGAUAUUUUUCUUGACAAUAUCAGAGAGUUGGAUGAAAUAGUCAAAAGAUUAGUUGAAGUAGGAUGGACUUUGAUUAAUGAUACUUACAAGGUCCCACUAUGUCUUUUUUAUACACCAGAAGCAAUAGCAAAUGCAUCUAUAUUUAUUGCAGCAAAAUUUAUAGGCAUAGAAUCAAAAUUUAAUGAUCUUAGGCAAGGGACAAUAUCUUGGCUGUUAUGUCAUGAAGAUUUUAAAAGUACCAGUGGAGAAAAUGACAAUACUUCAAGGAAAGGGAUAGGAAGAAAUUCUGAUACACCUGAUUUUACAAUUAAUCAUUCUUAUAAUGCACCGUUUCAAUCUAUUGCACAACAAAUAGAACCUGAUGAGUCACCACAUAAAGGUUCUGUUUUAAUCUUUUUGUUUGAUGAAGAAGAUUCGGUUUCAUCUGUUUCAGAAGAUUUGGUUUUAUCAUUUUACUUGAUGAUGAUGCAAAUUCGAUUUUAG
This is a messenger RNA of Entrophospora candida, 789 nucleotides long. NCBI's taxonomy places the organism in Eukaryota, Fungi, Glomeromycota, Glomeromycetes, Entrophosporales, Entrophosporaceae. The record is from the annotation of a GenBank genome assembly.